UAAAAGACGCUGAUUUGCUGAGCAGUGUUUGAAGCUAGCGUUGGGAUUUGUUUUGCUGCUGACCACUUUAAUAAUUCAGUUAGCAAACAUUAUUACAAUCUUAUGGAAGCUCUGAAACACCGGACGCGUUAUGGACCCCCUGUCCCAUGGAAAGAAACUUAUAGAAAGCGUUGUUUUGAGAGGCUUAAGACAGGUAGGUCUCGGUUGUUGGAGAGGUACCGCCAGGCUGGAGACAGCGAUGGCACUGGAAAAGGCUCCAUGGUCGAAGAGAUUAUGCAGGAGGAGUGGAGUACCCUGCAGUCCUCCGAAGGCAGAUUAGCAUCGCCAUGGAACAACGUUGGCAGAGACUUGUUUGGAGCCGUACACCAAGACGAUGAGUUUUCAGUCCUUCAAGAAAUUCAACAAGAGCUUCUAGCCGAAGAGCUUGCCAUUCUGGAGGAUUACCACAGGAACAUGCAGUUUGAGGAGCAGGCCUUGAAUGCGCUGGUGGAGGGAAUGGAAGACUGUGGUCUCAUCAUCUGUCCAGUCUGUUUCGCAAACAAUAUGACGGUGACCAGCCAUUUUAUCUCUUGCCCGUGUGGCUUGUACAUCAACACACUGGGUAGGAACGUGAGCCCUGCGGUGUUGAGGACUCUCCUGGAGCAGCAUGUCACCCACCACACGGACACAGAGUGUCCCCACAACCCCGUCUUCUCCAUGGUGAUCAACAUGGACAGCUCCUCCAGCCUUAUGGCCAGCUGUGGGGCCUGUGAUUACCUGUCUGUUGUUCUCUGAACACGUCCUCUGAGCUCGCUCCAUUUUAAGGGGUGUCUGCAUUUUUAAAACGAUUCACUUUCUGUGAAAUAAUAAUGGUUUGAUUCUUUGAAAAGCACUACACAAUGUAGACAACAGAACCCGGGGACGCACAGAAUGGAAAUGUGAUGUCAGGUCUUUGUUGGAGCUUCACUGUGGUGGAGCUGUUGUGUUUUUUUUUGGGGGGGGCCUAUUCUGUGAAUGGGCCUGUAGUAUAGCAACACAUCUGAGCCAUGUGCCUAAAGAUAUGCUUCAGCCUAAUCUCUCUUCAACGCUGUGUUUCUGUUCAAUCAUGCCAACCUCAGCUGCUUCCAUUUACAUUUUAGUUCAAAUAAUAUACGUCAAUAAUGAUGGCCACGCUUAUUUAUCUGUAUGUUUGUACUUUUAAAGACAUAAUAAAGCUAUUAUUUUGACUAAGUGA
Clupea harengus (Atlantic herring) is the source of this 1213-nucleotide messenger RNA. RefSeq names its product RPA interacting protein (gene rpain). Gene Ontology annotation, biological process: protein import into nucleus. Gene Ontology annotation, cellular component: nucleus; PML body. Lineage: Eukaryota; Metazoa; Chordata; Actinopteri; Clupeiformes; Clupeidae. The record is from RefSeq and is a predicted model, not a curated record.